Erigeron canadensis is the source of this 2190-nucleotide messenger RNA. RefSeq lists its product as uncharacterized. The record is from RefSeq and is a predicted model, not a curated record. NCBI's taxonomy places the organism in Eukaryota, Viridiplantae, Streptophyta, Magnoliopsida, Asterales, Asteraceae. The transcript is spliced from 2 exons. The coding region runs from base 1 to 2190 and encodes 729 amino acids.
AUGAGCACUCGAGCUUCUGGGAAACCGUUAGUGAAGGCCACAUCUAACCCUGACAAACUCAAAAAGCGCACCAAGCCACAAACAUCACAACCGUCAUCAUCCGCACCCAUUUAUAUAGACACCAUUCCUAAACCCAAACCUGACCAUAUACUUCACGAGACUUAUUACGAGUCGGGAAGUACCGAGUGGGGUUACUAUUCCGAAAAAGAGGAACCGACUUCCAAUAAAACACCUACUCCACCCGAAUCACUGAAGCCGAACAUCAACAUGGCCGGACAACAAAAUAAUCCACCCGAUCUUUUUAACACCAAAAUCGAGGACCUACCUCGAACCAUACCAACCUCUGGCCAAUCCGCCAUUGUUAGCCCCGAAAUUGAUACUUUCACCGUGAAAGGCAACCACUUGCAAAUGGUUAAGGAUUUGUGUUUUGAUGGGAGAAACAAAAGGGAUCCUCAUGAGCAUCUCGAUAAGUUUGAGAUGAUUUGCAACUUGUUCAACUAUGGGGAGAACCAAGCUAACAUUGUCAAGAUGAAGCUUUUUCCUAUGUCUCUAGCGGGGGAAGCUCAUAAAUGGUUAAAGGGGUUAGCGCCUAAUAGUUUGACUACAUGGGAGGCGGUUAGAGAAGCUUUGAUUGAAAGGUUCUUUCCGGCAAAUCAGGAAAGAGAACUUACGCUUAUAAUCCGUUCUUUUAGGCAAGAUGAGGAUGAGUCCAUUGUUGAAACUUGGUUGAGAAUGAAAGAUCUUUUGUGGGAAUUCCCUGGGCAUGGGGUGAGUGAUACCGAGAUUGUUGGUAUAUUUUUGGAUGGAAUGAAUAUGGAAAGUUAUGAGAAGAUGGUCAUGACUUGUGGGGGUAGUACUACUUAUAAGACUUCUAGUGAGAUUUGGAAGAUGUUUGAGGAUAUGGCUAAGGCUCAAGUUUCUAGGUCUCCUAGUAGGGAUCGUAGGGAUAGAAGGACACGUAGAGUAGUAGCCCGGGUUGAUGAGGGAGAGACAUCUGAGGUGGUUAGUGAGAUUAGAGCACUCUCAAAGCACAUGGAUGAAAGGUUUUCCAUGGUGGAAAAUAAUUUUGGAGGAUUAGAGCGUGAUGUUAAGAUCAUGGCCGGGGGGUGUGUUCAUUAUGGUGGACCACAUAAUGCCGAUGAAUGUGAUCAAAUGGUUAGAGAAGAUGUGAGUUAUGUGUACAACCAAAGAUCCGGUCAAUAUCAACCGCUCUUCCAACGUGGUGGCAACUACCAAGGCCGUCACCAAGGUAACUCUUCAAACUCUUCUAAUUCUUUUUCUAACAAUCGUGGUAGCAACUUUCAAUAUAGGUGGCAAAAGGAUGACAACCAAGGUCCGCCUCAACAACAACAACCACCAUCACCACCAAAGAAUGGUGACAAUGGGGAGGAAACCCCAUCUCUUGCAGCCAUGAUGGCCAAGUUCUUGGAUAAGCAAGAGAAAAGGGAGGAAACUCAAGAGAAAAGAAAUGCUUCAAUGGAGAAUUAUUCCAAGCUUUUGAAUGAUAAGAUUGGGGGUUUGCAUAUAAAGAUCGAUGAGAGCAACCGGAACAACCAUGCUUUGAUAUCUAACUUGGAAAAGAGGUUAGAUAGGAUGGGGAACUCUCAAAGGCAGCCGGGAAAUUUUGAUGAAGAGUUCGAUGAUGAAGUUGAAAUGGAGUCACCGCCGGUGAUGACUACUUCGGUUCCUAAAGCCACACCAAUCAAGGAACCCGAAGUCAAGCCAUACAAGCCAAAGGUUCCCUUUCCUCAACGCUUGAGGAAGGAAAAGCUUCAAGAGCAAUACAACAAGUUCUUUGACAUGAUCAAGACGGUGACAAUCAAUGUCCCACUAGUUGACCUCAUUUUGGGCAUGCCUAACUAUGCCAAAUUCAUCAAGGAGCUAGUGACGGACAAGAAGAAGCUAGAUGAAGCAAAGGCAACCUUUUUGAACGAAGAAUGCUCGGCGGUAGUCAAAAACAAGCUUCCACCAAAGCUUGCCGAUCCAGGGAGUUUUCUCAUUACUUGUUCAUUUGGUACUAAAUUGUCUUGUAAAGCGUUAGCCGAUCUUGGGGCUAGCAUCAAUUUGAUGCCAUAUUCAGUUUUUACCAAGCUUUCAUUGGGGGAAUUAAGGCCCACUAAGAUGAGCAUCCGCCUUGCGGAUCAUUCCUUUCAAUACCCAAUGGGGGUGGCCGAAAACUUGCAAGUGUAA